UGGAACGCAAUCUACAAAAAGUCAAUCCCACGCGCUUUUAAAUAGCUGCGGAGAAGAAUUAUAAUCCCAAAUCCAAAUCAAAUUAGACUCUAUUUCUUGCUUAUUUUUAUUUACAAUUGUCCACAAAAUCUCAAUUCUCGUUUCGAACUUAUCCCCUAUCUACAAUCUAAAAAUAUUCGUCGGAUUUUGAGUUGGUAAGAAAUUCUCCUUCUCUACGUAAUUUGUCAAUUAAUCAGCGUUUACUGAUGAGCGAAAUGCAGGGCCAAUUGGUUUGCAGUGGGUGUAGGACUGUCCUCCUUUAUCCCAGAGGAGCUGCAAAUGUUUGCUGUUCAUUGUGCAAGGCAGUCACUUCUGUACCCCCACCUGGGAUGGAAAUGGCUCAACUGAUAUGUGGAGGCUGCCGUACGUUACUUAUGCAUGCACGGGGAGCCACCAGUGUCAGAUGUUCAUGCUGUCACACGGUGAAUCUUGUACCAGCACCUAAUCAUGUUGCUCAUGUUAGCUGCGGUAACUGUCGUACAACGCUAAUGUAUCCAGCAGGAGCCCCAUCAGUCAAAUGUGCUAUAUGUCACUACAUUACAAAUGUCAAUGCCUAUAACACGAUAAGUGAUACAAGGGUUCCAGCUCCUGUGCACGGACCUGGUGGGAACCCGCCAUCCGCAUCAACGCCGUCUACUUCCACCGCAACAGCCAAUUUGCACAAUCAAACAGUCGUCGUUCAGAAUCCCAUGUCCGUAGAUGAAAGUGGAAAAUUGGUGAGCAAUGUCGUUGUUGGUGUCACAACGUAGGAAAGUUAAUGAUAUGUAAUACCUACUAUUGGUUCCCACAGCGGAUGGUCGUUUCGGACUUAUUUGGCUUCAACUUCGUAUAGAGUCGUUUUAUGCAUAUUGUAAUUGGCAAUUAAAAGUAUGGAAAUACAAUGCUGCAAGUGUAAAGUUUCAUAAGAGACUCAUUUUUUUUCUUUUUCUUUUUGUAGUUCAUGGAAGGGACAACUAGUGGAAGUUGAUUUUCCAGUCAUUUGUUGGUGUUGUUUGAUAUUAAUACAUUGUAAAUUAGUGGGGUGAAUAUGUUCAUGUCAUCCAGUUGAUUGUAGACAUUAACUUAUUAAUGAUGUGUGUGAAAUAAUUUCUUUCAUAAUUGUGCUU
Molecule: messenger RNA, 1145 nt
Organism: Olea europaea var. sylvestris
Lineage: Eukaryota; Viridiplantae; Streptophyta; Magnoliopsida; Lamiales; Oleaceae
Product: protein LOL3-like
Exons: 8
Coding region: 246-788 (180 amino acids)
Source: RefSeq, a predicted model, not a curated record